UUUUCUAAGCAAAGCAUUACUCGAAAAGUGUAUUUAAUCGCAGCAGUACCUCAAUCAGUUGAUACAAGCAAUUGAACUUUAUUAAAGUUUCCGUCGGAGUGUUUAGAAAAAUAUACAAAACCAUUGUAAAAAUCAAACCCGAAUAGAUUUUAUUAAAACGUGGAUUUUUCUCGCUCGCUUUAGUUACGUACAUAUUUACUUAUUACGAUCUAAAAAUUUGGAAAUAAUUGAAUUAUACGAAUUACCUCUGAUACACACUGCUCAAAGCGGAGCAGCUGAAAUGUUUAAAUCGCGCGUUGAAGUGGAUCCACUUCUGGGUCGAUCUUUAGUUACCACGGAAACUAUAAAGAAGGGUGAAAUGGUUGUGGAGGAGUCACCAUUUGCGACUGGUCCCAAGCAGAACGGCGGUAUUGUUUGUCUGGGAUGUUAUCGUGAUUUAAUUUUCGGUGAAGAUGGUGAUUCAUUGGAUCGUUGUGAAAAGUGUGAUUGGCCAUUGUGUAGUUCCUGUUUCGAUGAACCCGAUCAUCUGGGUGAGUGUAAGAUAUUUACCAACGCUAGAGUUCAUUUUGCGGGAAAUGUGAGUGAGGAUGGAGUUUGCACACAACUCGAUUGCAUAACACCUUUGAGGGUCCUUCUUGCCAAGGAAACUGAUCCCGAUCGUUGGGACAAAGAAAUCGCACCCAUGGAAUACCACAACGAGGAACGUCGAAAAUUGACCGAUGUUUGGAAUGCAGACUUUGUGAAUAUUGCAAAAUAUCUUCGAGGACCAUGCCGUUUGGCCAACCGAUUUUCUGAAGAUCUCAUCAUGCAAGUAGUGGGUAUCUUGGAGGUUAAUGCAUUUGAAGCACGCACAACACAAGGAUAUGCGCUGCGUUGUUUGUACCCAAUUACUGGAAUAUUAGCGCACAACUGUGUACCAAAUACCUUUCGAACUAUUCACCCGAGUGAAGGCUUCAAGAUCCGCCUAAGGGCUAUGUGCGAUUUGGAAGAGGGCCAACAGCUCCAGCACUCUUAUACAUAUACUUUGAAUGGCACUUCGCAGCGGCAGGAACAUUUGAAGGCGGGAAAGUUUUUCACUUGCGAAUGUAAACGUUGUAAAGACCCCACCGAAUUGGGUACAAAUUUUAGCACGUUCAAGUGCAGUAAAUGCGACGAGGGAUGGCUACUGUCUACCAAUCCAUUGGAUUCUUCUUGUUACUGGAAAUGUACGAUUUGCACCUUUAAAACAUCGAAUAAUGCUAUACAGAAAGCACUAUCUGUAAUGCAAUCCGAAGUCGCCACAUUACAAGCAAUGGAUCCCAGUCCCCAGAAAUUACAAGAAACAGAGAAGCUGAUGAGAAAAUACCGUGUUGUUGCACAUCCUCUACACUUUAUACAAACGGGAUUGCGUCAAAAUCUAAUCGAGAUGUAUGGUCGUGUGCCGGAGUAUGAAUUAUCUGAAUUACCCGAUGUUAUGCUCGAACACAAAGAGGAGCUAUGCCGACAAGUGUUGCGUGUUUUAGAUGUCUUCGAACCGGGUUUGAGUCGCACACGCGCAAUGAUGCUUUACGAGUUACAUGUACCGUUAGUUUUACUGGCUAAGAGCGGUUUCAUAGCGAGCAUUCUAACAGCAGAUGCAUUGAAGCAGAAACUUCUUGACGUCAUUGCUAUACUAAAAGAAUGUGUGGACAUAUUAAAGUACGAAGAUUCCGAGACACAAGAGGGGAAUUUAUGCAGAGUAGCUCAGCAAGCAAUGGAUCAGUUGAUACAAAGUGUGGAAGGUUUGACAGUCGCCGAAUGAAAACAAUCGAGUCAAGAAA
Zeugodacus cucurbitae (melon fly) is the source of this 1799-nucleotide messenger RNA. It is a transcript of the gene SmydA-3, whose product is annotated as SET domain-containing protein SmydA-8. The transcript is spliced from 4 exons. Lineage: Eukaryota; Metazoa; Arthropoda; Insecta; Diptera; Tephritidae. Bases 281 to 1780 code for a protein of 499 amino acids. Gene Ontology annotation, molecular function: protein binding. The record is from RefSeq and is a predicted model, not a curated record.